Molecule: messenger RNA, 1014 nt
Organism: Ostertagia ostertagi
Lineage: Eukaryota; Metazoa; Nematoda; Chromadorea; Rhabditida; Trichostrongylidae
Source: the annotation of a GenBank genome assembly
AUGCUUCGUAAAGAUACCGAUCAGAUCGAGCAGCUUAUCCUUCCCAUGCUUACUUCGCUAAUCGUCGGCGGUCCGCGGUCUUCCACAUGUGCCGAUUUUCUUCCACUGGCUUUCAUCAGCCGAAAACUUCUGCCAGCUAUCAUGUGUCUUCCGCCGUAUCUUCACGAUAACGUACCGCGCCAACUUGAUCUGCUCGCAGGACUUGCAGCGCUCUCGGAUCGCUGUGAUGCUGCUUCCCUCCAGCAGUUGCUGUCCUGUGUCUCCCUGUGUUCUGCUCACCAUCCGGUCAUAAUCCACGCUAAAUCGAGGUUGGUGCAGCGGAUCGUGACUCGGGACCCGGUCAGAAUGAAGGACGCGUCACAAGUUUGUGUGCACCUGCUCAACCCGUUGGUAAUUGGAUUGAGCUGCAAGGAGCUGAGCUCUGCCCAUUUUGACGAUGUCAUGAGUAGCGUACGAAUUCUUCUGGACUUGGUCGAACAGCUACGGUACGAAUCGGAUGAUCGCCUGCAGCAACAGCAACUUGGGCUUGGAAGGCUCGGGAAUCGGCGGGUGUCAAUGAGUAGCACGAAUCUGCCUCGAGUAAUGAUUAGUGCCGCACGUCCGUCUUUCUCUAACGAUUCAAGGAAGAUGUCAUUCCUGUCAGCUGACGGUCGUCUUGAAGAUCGAGGUCGACGAGAGUCGAGAGACAGUCGAGGAUCGCUCGAAAGUGAUAUGAGCAUCCGUAUCGGUAACAGUUCGGAUGUGUCGGACGAUUCUUGUCACAGUGGUGUGUCGCAAACGGCACGAGGACGACGACAGUCGUGGCUCGAGUGCUAUGCGCACUCGAUGUCGCUCGAACAAGGUGCCUCUCUGAAGCGAGGCGGUGGCCGCUGCUCGGAGCGAAGGGCUCGGACCAGAUCACCGAAUCAGAUGGAUCCUGACAUUCGGCAGGCACCUGCACGGCCGAACAGUUUCACGAAUCUUGGCCACAACCUGGUGCUCACCUACCGUACACUUUGGAACAAAGAACAUUGA